GCGAGAUUUCUCUUCGAGGUCGCAGCUUAGGGAAUGCCGGGAGGGACGGCCACGGUGAUGCGUGUAGAAGAGCAACUGGCAAGCACAGGAUACACUGUCACAAUACUUCUCCGAGCGUACGUAGACGAGGACUUGACGGCGAGUGAGUGCAGACAACGAGCUAGGGAUUUGAUCCACGAGCGUAGAGGUGAUGUACUGGCGCGAGUGACCUUCCAGACCUCGAUUUCCUAUGAUGUGAUGAUAUGGUCUCAUGGUUAUAUGCGCGCGGAGCACUACCACGAUGAGACGGUAGCAGAGGCUAGAGCGAGGAGAUCGGACCGAGACGGAUAUAGGGACGACAUAUACGAGAGGUCGGGUCGAGAUGGCUACAGAGGUGGUAGGUAUGAAAGAGGAGAUAGGGAUUGGGAACGACGAGAUGGGUCGCGCGGACGGUUUGAGCGCGGGGGAGAUGCGAGAGAGCAGCGCGACGAGUCGCGGGGGUGGUACAACCGAGGGGACCGACGCGAUGAGUCACGAGGGCGAUAUGACUCGGGGGACCGCCGGAAUGAUUCGCGAGGGCGGUAUGAGCAAGGAGGGUCUGGAGGGGACCGGCGCAACGAUUCGCGCGGACGGAAUGAGAGAGGGGGAUAUGGCAUCUCAUCAGAACCAUAUCCUAAGUUGCCUGACCCCAAGGCGGCCAGGAGUUCGAUCUCUAGAGGUGCAGACGACAGGCCAUCUACUCCCAGAAACUCAUGCAUCUACUGUAGAGGAGAAGAUCAUAUCAAGAGGGAUUGCCCGGACCUCAAACGGGCAAUAGAUGAGGGACUUGUCAUGCUUGACGACCGCAAGUACGUCAAGUGGGCAGAUGAUCUGGGAGAUAUAUCGAUGUUUCCUUUGAUGAAGGAGAAUGUCGAAGCAAGGAGAAUAAAGACGAGUAAGGGAAUGGAGCCGGUCAGGAGCCAGAGCAUCAAGAUAAUCUUUGAGGGGGAUAUCGCGACCACACCCAUAAGGGUGGCAGCCACCAAGUCGGCAAGAGGAUCUACAUCGAAGAAGACUGACACGGACUACGUGAUAACGGAGAAGGACGGGCAGCGAGUCGAUGGAGAAGAGGUUAUCCUUUCGCCGCGAAAGAGGGGAGUGAAGAAGUUCUUAAUGAAGAGUUCGCAGGACGAGAUUGACACGGUUGAGCUACUGAGGCAGGCCCUCCGACAACCAAUGCAGUGUUCUAUUCUGGAGUACCUGGCGGCAUCGAAGCCGGCUCGUGAUGAAUUACAGAUGAUCACGCGGAAGGCUCGCAUACCUCUAUCAGAGGAGGGUCAGGGGGCUCCUAAAGCGGAAGCUUCUACAGUGGCGGUAACGGGGGUGACUGCUAGAGCGGAUCGCAUGGCGACAGUCCUUCUCGAUGAGAUGGAAGGUGUGCCUCCAAACAAGUUUUACAUACUUGAUAGCGGGGCCGUAGAGACGAUUAUAAACGACGGAGCGAUACUCGAUGCUGUGAUUGAUAACGGCAGUGAGGCUGUCAUCAUAGACGAGGACCUGGNAAAAUGGACUACGUACAAGGAGAACCUCGUUGAGCUUUACAAAUUGGAGGAUAACAAGUAUUCCAUCAAGGACCUUGAAACAAUGACUCAAGAUGAAGAUGAGAGCGUACGGGCAUUUGGGAUGCGUUUCCAAAAGAUCUCCGACRUGCUGAUGAAGAAGGGGAAAAUCUCAGAGGUCGAGCGCUGUACUAUCUUCAUCGGACACUUGUCCAAAGGUAGGCAAAACAGUAUACUUAGAGAUCUUCCGCGCGACACGCUUGAUUUUCCGGAAGUCCUAAAGCUCGCGAUAAAGGCAGAGGCAGACGAUUACAAAGACUUGGUGUGGAAAGGGAUGAGGAGACGUGAUUUCUCUCUCUACAAGGAGUAUGCCACUGAUAGAUGUCCUGAUUUCAAGGACUAUCCCUGGUCGGAGAAGAAUGAGGCCGUGGCAGAGGAAGUGAAGGAGAUACGGGACAUGGUGAAGGGAUUAACGAGACAGGUUACAGAGAUUGUGACCGCCACAGGGGCCACGGCCAACCGGGAUAAACCUGGAGGGCCCUAUUCACUUCGCUGGGAUUGUAGGAACAACGAUCCCCGGAGGAGUGUCGAGGAUAAAAAUCCUCGGACGCUGACUGAUUAUCGUACGAGGGGAAGAGAGAGAGACGAUGAAUCAUGGCGACGUAGGGACGAUGAGAUAGAUCGAGACCGCAGAGAACGCGAGCUGUUCGUGCGAACAAAGAGGCUAGAUGAUUACCAGCGGAGCCCUCGCUAUGAGGCCGAACAGAGUAGAGAUGACUCCCGCGGCCGGUGGGAGACGGAACAAGGCCGACGAGAUGGAUAUAGGGACGGCAGAUACGAGAGAUCGGACCGAGACGGAUAUAGGGACGACAGAUACGAGAGGUCGGGUCGAGAUGGCUACAGAGGUGGUAGGUAUGAAAGAGGAGAUAGGGAUUGGGAACGACGAGAUGGGUCGCGCGGACGGUUUGAGCGCGGGGGAGAUGCGAGAGAGCAGCGCGACGAGUCGCGGGGGUGGUACAACCGAGGGGACCAACGCGAUGAGUCACGAGGGCGAUAUGACUCGGGGGACCGCCGGAAUGAUUCGCGAGGGCGGUAUGAGCAAGGAGGGUCUGGAGGGGACCGACGCAACGAUUCGCGCGGACGGAAUGAGAGAGGGGGAUAUGGCAUCUCAUCAGAACCAUAUCCUAAGUUGCCUGACCCCAAGGCGGUCAGGAGUUCGAUCUCUAGAGGCGCAGACGACAGGCCAUCUACUCCUAGGAACUCAUGCGUCUACUGUAGAGGAGAAGAUCAUAUCAAGAGGAAUUGCCCGGACCUCAAACAGGCAAUAGAUGAGGGACUUGUCGUGCUUGACGACCGCAAGUACGUCAAGUGGGCAGAUGAUCUGGGAGAUGUAUCGAUGUUUCCUUCGAUGAAGGAGAAUGUCGAAGCAAGGAGAAUAAAGACGAGUAAGGGAAUGGAGCCGGUCAGGAGCCAGAGCAUCAAGAUAAUCUUUGAGGGGGAUAUCGCGACCACACCCAUAAGGAAGGAUGCUGAAGGGAAGGAAAGACCGUUAAGAUUUGAGAGUAGGACACUUAAUACGGCUGAGCGUAACUACAGUCAAUUCAAGAAGGAAGUGUUAGCUGUUCUCCGGUGUCUAGACACGUUCAGACACUAUAUCUAUGGGCGACGGUUCAUCUUGAGAGUAGACCCCACCGCGGUUGCUUCUGCCCUCUAGAAGGACUUUAGUCUGACGGACCCGACCAUCGCCCGAUGGUUAAUACGGAUUC
Chara braunii is the source of this 3283-nucleotide messenger RNA. The record is from the annotation of a GenBank genome assembly. Lineage: Eukaryota; Viridiplantae; Streptophyta; Charophyceae; Charales; Characeae.